GAAUAAUUAUCAUUUCAAACACAUAUUUACGAAUUAUCAUGGAGGCUUAUCAUACUAUAUCACAGUUUGGUAUCAAACAGGUCGAAGUUGGUGGUAUUUGAUACGUGAUCGCAUAAUCUUUCUUAUAAAAUUGAUAAACAAUGCCAGAAAACGUGAUAAAUGGAGAUCAUGUUGAUGUGAAGAGUGUUAACUGUGAAACUCAAGAGAAUGAUGAAGAAACUAACGAAGUAGACGUACAUUUUGAACCAAUAAUUUCUUUGCCAUUAAUAGAAGUAUCCAAUAACGAAGAAGAUGAAGUUGAAAUGAUAAAAAUGAGAGCAAAAUUAUAUCGUUAUGAUUCUUCCAAUAAUCCAGCAGAGUGGAAAGAACGUGGUACUGGAGAGGUGAAGUUAUUAAGACAUAAAACAAAAAAUACAGUAAGAGUUGUAAUGCGUAGAGAUAAAACACUUAAAAUUUGUGCUAAUCAUUUUGUAACUCCUUGGAUGGAAUUGAAACCCAAUUGUGGUAGUGAUAGAGCAUGGGUAUGGAGUGUACUUGCUGACUAUGCAGAUGAACAACUUAAGCCAGAAUUACUUGCCAUAAGAUUUGCAAAUGCAGAAAAUGCAACUGUUUGGAAAGAAGCUUUUGAAAAGGCAAAGAAGAUAGUGGGCUCUGAGUGCGAAAUAUAUGCUGGCAAAAAUAACACUGAAGAAAAACAUGUUGAGAGUGAUAGUGAACCUUCUAGUGAUGUAAGUUAUAGUGAAAGUACUGAUAUUGAAGAACAAGCUAACAAAUUGACAGAAGGAGAUUUAAAAGUUGAGAGUAAUGAAACUGAAAAAGUGGAACUCUCUGAAAAACAAAUAAAAGAUGGGGAAACUAUGGAAAAAGUAGCUAAAGAACUUGAACAAUUGCAAGUUAAGGGUGUGGAAGAAAAGAAGUAAAAAUCUACAUCUCUAUGAAUUAGAAAUGCUAAUUAUAAGUGCACAUUCCAAUAUAAACAUACAUGCAUGCAUAUGCUUAAAUAUUUGAUCAUUGAAUUUAAUGUAGGAAAAUAUUUUAACAACGACGUUAAUAGGCAGGUUGAACAAAUUUUCAAUUUAUAAAUAAGACAAUAUUUAUACGAUCGUUAUAUGUUAUAAGUGAUUUCUUAAUGAAGGAUAUUUUAGCAUUUAUACUAUGAUGAACAAAUUGACACAUGUUAAAUUCAUCAGAAAUAAGAAAUUAAAAAGUAGGACAACUAUUUAAUCUUGAAUAUGCGAGGAUUUAUACAAUUUGAAAUGUUAUUCAAUUUUUAAAAAUGCUACUUAUAUGUUUUUAUAUAUUUUGAUGUGUAAUAAUAUUAAAAUUUUAGUGUU
This is a messenger RNA of Bombus pyrosoma, 1334 nucleotides long. RefSeq names its product ran-specific GTPase-activating protein-like. The transcript is spliced from 4 exons. The record is from RefSeq and is a predicted model, not a curated record. NCBI's taxonomy places the organism in Eukaryota, Metazoa, Arthropoda, Insecta, Hymenoptera, Apidae. Gene Ontology annotation, cellular component: nuclear pore; cytoplasm. Gene Ontology annotation, biological process: nucleocytoplasmic transport. Gene Ontology annotation, molecular function: GTPase activator activity. The coding region runs from base 141 to 920 and encodes 259 amino acids.